CUCUGCCCCUUCCUUCCUUCUUUUGCGCCGCUCCUCCGGGCAGAACUGCGAGAGAACGUGAUCGAUCGAAUUUCAAAAAAGGCACACACCUACCCCUGUGCUCCCGUGAUCACGAAAUUACUCUAAAAUCUCCUGAUAUUAAAUUCAGGAGUUAAGUGUUUCGUGGUUAUUCCAUUCCGUGUGUGAUCCCUUAGAUCUCCGAUUCGACGCCCGCGAGGCAAUUAUCUAGUGAAGAACCCACCUUUUGAACAAAAUGUCGAACCUCGCCGAUCCGGUCGCGUUCGCGAAGGACUUUAUCGCCGGUGGAGUCUCCGCUGCCGUCUCCAAGACCGCGGUAGCGCCCAUCGAGCGCGUCAAGCUCCUGCUGCAGGUACAGCAUGUGAGCAAGCAGAUCACCGAAGAUCAGCGCUACAAGGGCAUCGUCGACGCCUUCGUCCGCAUUCCUAAGGAGCAGGGCCCGCUCUCGUUCUGGCGUGGUAAUCUCGCCAAUGUCAUCAGGUACUUCCCCACCCAGGCGCUCAACUUCGCCUUCAAAGACAAGUACAAGCAGGUGUUCCUCGGCGGUGUAGACAAGAACACCCAGUUCUGGCGUUAUUUCGCUGGUAACUUGGCGUCCGGUGGUGCCGCCGGCGCUACCUCCCUCUGCUUCGUGUACCCCUUGGACUUCGCGCGUACCCGUCUCGCCGCCGACGUCGGCAAAGGCGACGGCCAGCGUGAGUUCAGCGGUCUCGGAAACUGCCUCACCAAGAUCUUUAAACAUGACGGUCUCAUCGGUCUCUACAGAGGAUUCGGCGUCUCAGUACAGGGUAUCAUUAUCUACCGUGCCUCAUACUUCGGCUUCUACGACACCGCCCGUGGAAUGUUGCCCGACCCUAAGAACACUCCCCUCGUCAUCAGCUGGGCCAUCGCACAGACCGUCACCACAGUCGCCGGCAUCAUCUCCUAUCCCUUCGACACUGUCCGUAGGCGCAUGAUGAUGCAGUCCGGCCGUGCCAAGGCUGAUAUCCUGUACAAGAGCACCCUGCACUGCUGGGCCACCAUCGCCAAGACCGAGGGUGCCAACGCCUUCUUCAAGGGAGCGUUCUCCAACGUCCUCAGAGGCACGGGUGGUGCCUUCGUGCUCGUCCUAUACGACGAAAUCAAGAAACUCCUGUAAAUUUAACGUAAGAAUUGUUACCAUAAUUUCAAUUUUAAUGUGAUUCCGGAUCACCAGUAAUAGCCAGCCCUCAAUUGUAUUAUUAGAAGUGGAAAUCAAGUCUAGUAAUUUAUUUUUAGUUAAUAAAGCAUUAUACAUUGAUUCCAAAAUGUAUUUUUAUUAAAAUUGCAAGUCUUGAGUGUUACAUAAUUGGUUAACCUAGAAAUUUUUCAAACAAUUGCAUCUAGCAUUUUAGUUUCAAAGAAUUUAUUAUUCUUUUCUGUCAUAAAUAGGUACAUUCUAUAUUCAAUUUCAUUAAAUUCAAGUUUUUUACUUUUUUUCUGUACCUAUCAUGCUGGCACAUAGUGCUGUUAUGUAACCUGUUUCAACCGGGCCAAGGCUAGCUGACAGCAAGAAUUAGUUCCAAUUCUAAUUGCUUAUUUAAAUCUUUGAUUCUUGUGUUGUAUGUGAUUGUUUUAUAUUCAAAUCAAUUUCUAUUAUCAAUCAAUAUUUAGUGAUACGGCUGGCAGACCUUGUACUUUGUUAUAGAAGUGUAUUUCUAAUAUGCUUGUUUAUGUAAUGCUCACAUUUUUGCUGUGAAUUGUCUGAAAAUCAUGUGAUUUAAAGAAGUUAUAAAAACGAAGUGUGCUAUGCAGUGUGAGUGAUGACAUAGACAUUUAUUUUCUUGAUUAUGUAGUGUUGACUCCACAUAUUCGGUACAUUAGGUAACAUUCGAAUGUAUCCAAGCGAAGCUCUAAGCUUAAACCCUUGAGCAAUUGUUCCCUCGGGUAUGAUUUUUUCGAAGAAAAAGUCGUACAUGAUGAGUGAUAAUAUAGAAAUGUUAAAAAUAACAA
Molecule: messenger RNA, 1989 nt
Organism: Amyelois transitella
Lineage: Eukaryota; Metazoa; Arthropoda; Insecta; Lepidoptera; Pyralidae
Gene: Ant
Product: ADP,ATP carrier protein
Exons: 1
Coding region: 254-1156 (300 amino acids)
Biological process (GO): mitochondrial ADP transmembrane transport; mitochondrial ATP transmembrane transport
Cellular component (GO): mitochondrial inner membrane
Molecular function (GO): ATP:ADP antiporter activity
Source: RefSeq, a predicted model, not a curated record